Chiroxiphia lanceolata (lance-tailed manakin) is the source of this 2187-nucleotide messenger RNA. RefSeq names its product endo-beta-N-acetylglucosaminidase (gene ENGASE). NCBI's taxonomy places the organism in Eukaryota, Metazoa, Chordata, Aves, Passeriformes, Pipridae. Gene Ontology annotation, molecular function: mannosyl-glycoprotein endo-beta-N-acetylglucosaminidase activity. Gene Ontology annotation, cellular component: cytoplasm. Bases 1 to 2172 code for a protein of 723 amino acids. Gene Ontology annotation, biological process: protein deglycosylation. The record is from RefSeq and is a predicted model, not a curated record. The transcript is spliced from 14 exons.
AUGGCGGAGGCGCCAGAGGGGCCCGGGCGGCGUGGGAAGAGGACGGGAACCGACUCCGGGGCAGAGGAGCCGGCGGAGGCGGAGCGGGCCGGGCGGCGGCGGCGGAGCUUCCAGCCGGCGGCGGAGACCCGGGGAACCACCGUCCUGCACGACACCAUCAAUGACCGCCCGCAGCCCCUGCCAGCGAGGUACUUCGACACAAAGACGACAGAGCCCAUCAGCUUCUUCUUGUCUGGCCUGGAAGAGCUGCUGGCCUGGCAGCCCAACAGCAACGACGACUUCAACAUCUCGGCCGUGCCGCUGGCCAAGCGCCAGCCCCCACUCCACAGCAGGAGGCCCCGGACGCUGGUGUGCCACGACAUGCGUGGCGGGUACCUGGAGGACAGGUUUAUCCAGGGCUCAGCCACACGCAACCCCUACGUCUUCUACCAUUGGCGCUACAUCGACAUCUUUGUCUACUUCAGUCACCACACUGUCACCAUCCCGCCCGUGGUCUGGACCAACGCAGCGCACCGGAACGGCGUCCCCGUGCUGGGCACGUUCAUCACGGAGUGGACGGACGGGGAGAAGAUGUGUGAGGCGUUCCUGGCUGGCGGGGAGGAGGCGUUCGGCGCCGUGGCCGAGCAGCUGGCCCGCAUCGCCCAGCACUACCGCUUCGAUGGCUGGCUGGUCAACAUCGAGAACACGCUGAGCGCAGCAGCAGUGGGGAACCUGCCCCCCUUCCUGCGGGACCUGACGACACGGGUGCACAGUGCUGUGCCAGGGGGGCUGGUGAUCUGGUACGACAGUGUCCUGCAGGAUGGCACGCUGAGGUGGCAGAAUGAGCUGAAUGAGGACAAUAGGGUGUUCUUCGAUGCCUGUGAUGGGCUGUUCACCAACUACAACUGGAAGGAGAAGCAGCUGGAGCACACACUCAGGCUGGCCGGGCCACGCCAGGCCGACGUUUAUGUUGGUGUUGAUGUCUUUGCCCGUGGGGAUGUAAUCGGUGGUGGCUUCGACACUGACAAGUCCCUGCGCCUGAUCCGCCAGCACAGCCUCUCCGCAGCCAUCUUCGCUCCCGGCUGGGUCUACGAGCACCUGGGGGAGGAAAACUUCCUGCAGAACGAGAAUAGGUUCUGGGGCUUGCUGUCUGAGUACUUGCCCACACACAGCAUCUGCACGCUGCCCCUCGCCACCUCCUUCAACCUGGGCAUGGGCACCAGCAGGUUCCUGGAUGGGAAGGACGAAGAGUCUGGGCCCUGGUAUGACCUGAGCAUGCAGGAGAUCCAGCCCCUGUACCCAGAACACCAGGGCAGGCUGAGCACCAGCUGCUGCCUGCAGGACGCCUGGUGUGGGGGCAGCUCCCUGAGGCUGCAGGGGACCAUUCCCCCCGGCGAGGAGCGCAUGGCUGUCCGCCUCUUCUCUUUGCAGAUGCCGGCACCCCCCAAGCUCUUCUUGACCCUGCUCUACAAGCUGGAGGGACCACAGUCCGAUGACUUUGUGGUGGCACUGGAGGUCACCACCUGGGAUUCAGGGACCUGCCUUGAGGGCAACCCCACCUCCCUGCCUGAGCCCAAUGGUCGGUAUCACCCCCGGUUCCUCCCGGCUCCACCGCCUGGACUUGCCAAGCUGCUUGCUGCCUGCCACCGUGGCUCCCAUGGCUGGACCAGCCGGUGCUAUGAGCUGGAGCUGCAGGACUGCAGCCUGCGAGACCUCUCUGUGAUUGUGUCCCGCCAGCAGCCCAGCCCACAGGAGACAUCCUUCACCUGCCUCCUCGGGGAGGUCCGGGUGCUGGAUGCGGCCAGCGUGGCGGCUUCCCCGCCACAGGUGCACAGUGUGACAGCCUCGCAGCUUUGGUGGCAGGAGGGCCCUGAGCCCGAGGAGGUCUCGCUCAGCCUCACCCUGCGCUGGUCCUUCCCGCCUGGCCGUGCCGGAUGCUUCCGUGUCCUGAGCCAGGGUGCCCGGUGCCGCCGGGGCCAGACGGCACCGCAGCUGCUGGGGCUGGCACAGGGCUGCCUGUUCCGUGCCGUGGGGCUGCUGGUGCCGCGGCCGACGUCCGGGCAGUCCUGCCGGCUGGAGCUGCUGGUGGAACCGGUGCUGCGGGACGAGCUGCCCGUGGACCCCGACCGCUGGGGCCGCCUCGUGCUGGUCUAUUCCUCACCAGGCAGUGGCACCAGCUCAGAUGGGCAUUAAAGCAACCGUGGUGCA